AUGACCGCCGUCACCGAGUUUGUGUUCUUCCGCGUCAAGCCCUCUGUCAAGCCCGAGGAGGGCGAGCAGAACCGCGAGGGCGAGCAGCUUCUCGACCUCUUCCGGGAGACGAUUCUGCAGAGCGGCCAUCUAGGUUCAGCCUGGGGUCGGACGUUGGAGGAUGAGAAUGUACUUGUCUGGGUUAUCGAUUGGGCCGAUGCAUACUGCACUACCUCACUGUCCCGUCUCGAGCCCUUCGUCGACAACAACAAAGACGACCCGGCAACCCUCACCAACAUCUUCUCUACUCUCUCCCCCGCCAUCUCCGAAACAGACACUCUCACCACCAACCCGGUCACCGAACUCGUCACGCUCGCCGUGCCCAGCGACCUCUCCCCCGAGCAGCACCGCCAAUUCAACAUCGACCAGACCGCCUUCCAGGCCGCGGGGCUCACCAACCCCUCCACACCCGAGGAUUCGAGGGCUCUGACUUGGGCCCGAGGACAGGUUGAGCGUCCGUCGAUGUUUGAUCAUCCCGGUAGCGGGUCCGGCAAGGUUGUUGUUCAUCUUCACGCCGUUGGGUGGAGGGGCAAGGAACACCAUGCGGCGUUUAGAGAGACGCAGGCGUUUGCGGACACGAUUGUGCCGCUGAGAAAGGUGGCCUUGUCGCCGGCUGUCAAGGGGCUGGAGAUGAAGCAUGUCAAGUUUCAGAAGAUUGGGUUUUGA
Molecule: messenger RNA, 705 nt
Organism: Talaromyces atroroseus
Lineage: Eukaryota; Fungi; Ascomycota; Eurotiomycetes; Eurotiales; Trichocomaceae
Exons: 2
Coding region: 1-705 (234 amino acids)
Source: RefSeq, a predicted model, not a curated record